Amoebophrya sp. A120 is the source of this 2974-nucleotide messenger RNA. Lineage: Eukaryota; Dinophyceae; Syndiniales; Amoebophryaceae. The record is from the annotation of a GenBank genome assembly.
AUGAUGGUCGCGUCCAAAGCCACCUCAGACCAGUACCUGCUGUUCGAGUCCCUGCUGCUGUUCUACCUGAAACGCCUACCGGAGCAGCUGGAAGCGCUCGUGGAUUCUCGUGCUAGUACGUCAGCGCAGGUAGAAGGAAGAUCACACCAACGUCAUGAAGAUGAACAAUCGACGCACGUGGGGGAUAGGGAUAGCACCACCGGCGAAAACCGGCACCAGCUGACCGACGUGCAACAUGAAAGGACAAUACAAAAUACUUCUGGAGUAGAUCUGAUUCCCGACCUGCUCACAAUCCUGUUUAUCACUGAGUGGGUUCCGCUGGACGUUUUGACUCUCAUCGGCCGCCACACCAGUCAGCGCACGGCCGACGGGAAAAUUACGUACCAGAACAAGCCGUACUCCUUGGACUUCCACCGAAAAGAGUUCUUGCUGUACUACGACAACGAGGAGGCUGAGGAGGAGGAUGGAGAGUCGAAGGAAAUAACCGGGUGGAGGGACUGGUUUCACUUCCGCCUCGACGACGGGACGGACCCGUCGACGAGGACGUCAACAUUCGGAAUCUCCGGCGAAGAUGCAGGAGUGGUCGGCCAAAAUUUGCAACUGACGGACGAGCAAGCUGUCGCUGAAUUCGAAGAGGAAAUCGUGUUUGUUUCGAAGAACGUCCUAGUGGUUCCUGAUGACUUUUCUCGACGACCGGUUCCAGCUGGUGGACUGAGACAAGAAGUAGAUCAAAGCAGCGGUAGCACGACCUCCGCUCGUCUAUCAUCUUCACAUCUGCAAGACGGCUCGCCCUCUAGAUCGAAAGGGGGAGAUCUAGAUCCAGGACCUGCGCUCUCUCCAUCCUCCUUCGAAGAGGCUCUAGCGACCGCCUUUCCGCUGCAGCACCAGGAAACACCAGAGCGAGGUGACCCGAAAAAAUUCAAGCACCAUACACGCAUCUACUCGACGAGCUACAAUCCACUGGUCAUGCCUGGAGAGGAGCAGGCCGCUGCUUCUAGGGAUUUUUCUGAGGACACACUGGAGCAGGACGUCGUAUCUGACACCGAUGCUGGUCCGCGAACCUCUCCGCUACUUUCCACCUCUUGCGCUAACUCACAGUCUGUGUCUGGCAGUGCAGCCACUGAAUCUGUCUGCAGCAACGCGGAGAGCGUUCGGGGCUCCUUCGUGGUAGAGCCAGCUGGGGGAUUCUACGGCAAGGAGCUGGUGGUGCUGGGUGCCGCUGAACAAGAUCCAGUGGCUGAAAGAGAACUUCAACAGGAAGAGUUUCCUCUUGAACGCCUUCGAGAAAAAAAAUUAGCACCCGGCACCACGCACUUUUUCAACCUUUCCUGGCGACAGCAUUUUCAGCUGCUGCAGCAGUACGCCAAGAAUAUUCAAAAAUCCCUCGCCUUGUACAAUUACACGUUUUUCUCCCUGCUUGCAGGCCUGCAGCUCAUCUUGGAAUUGUACCAACUGAAGGAAGAGGAACAAUUGUUUGGGACAGUAGGGGAAGAUGAGGAGGCAACAACUUCAGCCGGGGUAGUUGCUCAAGCGGAAGCCGAACAAACACCAGCAGAACCAGAAGGGCCAGAAGCAGGACAGAAACAGGACAUAGGCGAUUCGCAAGUAGAGGUAGAUGUAGAUAAACUUCAACACGCGAGGAAGACCAUGACGCACAGCAACUAUGCCAGCAACACUGCUGGCCACUUCGAGAACGAUCAGUUACUGGAAGCUCUUUUCGAGGACGAUAGCGGAAGUGCAUCUUCAACCGCAGCAUCCUUUUCCUUGUCAAAGCAACGCGUCGAUGAAAAAAUAAAAAUCGAAGAUGAGGUAACGAGCAACAAGAAGAGAACCACCACCACGCCGAGGAGAACUACCAAGCGAACACCUGACUCAACACCACCACCCGCGCGUCCGAAGCGCCGCCUGAUCCCCCGGGUCCACGUGACGAUUCUGUGGGGGGAGCGAUUGUCGAAGUACUUAAAGAAUUUCCUGAAGCGCGCCAAGGCCUUCGACCUGGACUGGCGGUUCUUCGUGUUUGCGCUCGACGAAGUGGCCUACGAGAGCUGCAAAGUGGCUCGCAGUUCGGGCGACGUCUUCGAUAGUCGGAUCAACCAAAAUCUGCUCUGCAUCGAGGGCUCGCGAAAGACGAUCUACAACAAGUACGUCAUCUCUUCCGUAAUCAACCGGCUCGGCUUUGACGUGGUCUACCAGGAUUUUGACACUGUGUUCCUGAAAGACCCGAAUCCGCUUUUUGACCGGUACCACUUCGAUCCCUCCAUCGACAUCGUCACGGGCCGUGACUUCGGGGUGAACUGCGCGAACACCGGGGUUCUGCUGUUCAAGGCCACGCCGGCCACACAGCUGUUUCUGCAAAAUUGGCUGGUCUGGACCUGGUGGCACCCCUACGAGUUCUCCCAAAAAACCUUCUCGUCCUUUUUCGACAUCGAGAAGACGGCGAUGCGCAACCGCAGCCCCCCGGGACCGGGGUUCUAUCCGGAUACCGCGGUGCGGAAACCCCGCCUGAAGUUUUUCGAGUCCAUCAACACGGUGGUGACACAGCUGGUCUACGGGGACGCGGAGGGCUGGUAUGGGGCGAUCGAGAAUAUUGUCAUCUUCCACUUCGUCGACGGCACCGGUGGCGUGGACGAGACUCUCGCGGUGCAGGGCCGGUACGUCAACGCCUUUGACGUGUUUUACGACAACGAAAACUUGGACCUACUCGACCCGCAGACGCCCCUGCACGUGCAGGACCAGUCCGGCGGUCUGGCGCAAUUUCUCCUGCGCAGUCGGCACGCAAAGCCGCCGGAACGACCGCUGAAACAGUGCGUGCUCUACAUCAGCACGGAAGAUCCGUAGAGGUGCGCAUGCUGGUGGUCGAAGUUCGUUGCGUUACAGUCUGUAGUUGUUACUGCAGAGGAAAAGUUGAAGAACUAUCGGAGAAUGCAGGAACCAUGAGAGGAUAGAAACAUGUCUGUCAUAAAGUGAUCUGCAU